Messenger RNA from Poecilia latipinna (sailfin molly), 2821 nucleotides. RefSeq names its product caspase activity and apoptosis inhibitor 1 (gene caap1). Bases 68 to 1027 code for a protein of 319 amino acids. The record is from RefSeq and is a predicted model, not a curated record. Gene Ontology annotation, biological process: regulation of apoptotic process. The transcript is spliced from 6 exons. Lineage: Eukaryota; Metazoa; Chordata; Actinopteri; Cyprinodontiformes; Poeciliidae.
UAUUCAUAAACAACAUAGCUAGUGGGCUUUUCUGUUACAGUAUCUGGAUUGUUUGUUUGCUUUAAAUAUGCUGAAAAAGAAACCAAGUGGUUCGGAAAAGAAAAGGAAACACUCGCACUCCGAAGAACGACAGAACAGCAACAAACGCCGCAGCUCUGAGUCACAAUUAGAGGACUCCAAAGAUGAGCUCGCCGACCCCGAGCUUGACCGGGUCGGCAGCGACAUCGAGGAAGGCGGCCUCGACCUCAGCGUGCCCUUCCAGCCAAUCAAAGCUUACGUCAGCAACAAGCGGGAGAUGCUGCAGCAGUGCUUCCACGUGCUGGGGGAGAAGAAGGUCCGGAAGAUGCUGCCCGAUGAGCUCAAGCAGGACUGCAGUUUAGAAGAAAUCAAAACGCUCUGUUGGGAGCAGCUGGAACCGAUCUCGGAGAAAAAUCUCACUCAAAUUUUAGCGGGAGAAGAGAUAACAGCCGGCAAUGGUGAUGGAGGGACUUUGGAGAGCCAACAGGAUAACAAUGUUGACUCCACUUCCUGCUUGAAAGAAAGCGCUAAAACCGAUGACGCAAAACAAGCAGAGGGAGGUGGCUCUGGCGAGGAGAGCGACGUCCUGAGCAUAAACGCAGACGCUUACGACAGCGACAUCGAGGGGCCGAAGGAGGAGCAGGCCGUUAAAGCCGACGAGGUGGUCGCGAAACUGGAAAACGCCGGCGACGGUGGCGAGCGAUCUGACGAGGCCUCCGCAAACCCCAAGCCGGCUGCUCCAGAGACAAAGGACAUUCAGACUGACAUAGACAAAAGCGUCAGCGAAAUCCUAGCUCUCUCUUCAACUUCGAGUAAAGAGGAAGCUGCGGAAGAGAGCAGCGGGACGUCGCAGCCCGCGGGCGUCGAAGCGGCCGCUCAGGGCGGAGCUUCGGUUUGUUCGCCGUCGAUUCAGCAGCUGGAGCUGCUGGAGCUGGAGAUGAGGGCGAGGGCCAUAAAGGCUCUGAUGAAAGCUGGAGACAAGAAAAAACUUUGUAUGACAAACAUUUAGCCUGUUUUGCUGAAAGUUGUAUUUAAUUCUUCCUAUGUAGAGCUUUUCACAUUUGACUUGAACUGAACUCGUAUGAUCUGAGCUAUCUUAAGACCUUACGGAAUGUCUUCAUCAAAAUAUUGUUUUUUUAUGCAUAUAAUAGUUAUAAAUGCGUUAUGGGAUCAGGGUUCCUACGCGCCUUGGAAAAGUCUGGAAUUCAUUCGCAGGUUUUCUGAGUCUGGAUUUCUGAGGAAAAAGAAAACGGAGCAUGGGAAAAUACUGUUGGCAGAUUUUGUUUCCCCAUGUCAUUCUUUAGUAAUUUUCUUUAUUCGUUCCUUCUUUCUUUACUGCCUCUACUUCCUUUUAUUUUUGUUUUCCUUUUUAUCUCAUUUCCCUUUCCAUCUCCAUUUCUUCUUUCCUUUUGUGUUUUUUUCAUUUCUGCCUUUCUUUAUUUUUCCUCCCUUCUUCUCUGCCAUCAACCCUGUUUAUUUUCUUUUCUUCCAUUUAUCUUGUUGCUUCCAAGACCUUCCUUUCUUUUACCUUUUCCAUCCUUGUUUGCUCCCUUUCUUUCUUCCUUCAUGCAUUCCUGCUUUCGCUCGUCAUUUUCUUCUUUUUUGUCUUUCUUCCUCACUGCCUCACUUUCUUGUUCCCUACUCGAAAAACAAAAAAAGUAGACUUGACUUCUUCCAUUAAUCCCUAACGUCUUUCUCUCUGUUCUUCCUUUUUUCCAUUCUUUCCUUCCCUCAUAAAUCAUUGUAUCUUACUAUUUUCCUUCUUUCUUUAUUUCGUCUCCUUUUUCUACCCUGUUUUCCUUCUUACAUUUGUCAAUUCAAAGUUAAUUUUUUUUAUUUAUGCUUGAAAAGAAGUGUAAAAAAUUAGAAUUUGACAAAUUUCAGCCUGGGAAAGUGUUGGUUUUAAAGAUGACAAGUGGUCAUUUCCCUUUACGGUCACUAGAUGGCAGUAGCACUCUGUCCCCGAACAGUGCAGGGACUUGACCGCAGUAAUGUGUGCAGGACUCCCACUGUAUAGAUUUUAGUGGCUCGUGUUACAGUGAUACUGCGGCUCCCGUUUUAGCCAGCAUUAGAACUGAACAUCACUGGGAGCAGCUAUUUGAAACGAAGCCGUGUCCGGUCUGUUGGAGUAUUUAGACCCAGGUCAACGUUUUCACACUAAAACCACAGAGUAUAUUACAAACUCUGCCUCUUUAAGUCUAAUUCUGAUUUCUAAAGUUGUUUGAAUUCACGCCAUCCUUUCAUUCAAAAGGUUUUCUGUCAGUUUGACAAAGAGUCGCUUUUUCUGAAUACCAAUCGUUCAGUGUUUGCGCGAGGCUACACUUUCCGAGUGAAAUAUCUCUGCACCCUGCCGCCGCCCCUACAGCACUCAAUGAAAUGUGCAGUAAGAACCCAGUUGCCUCUUCAAGCUAUUUGCAUUUAAAAGGUUUAUUUCAUGGUAGAGGUGAGGGUGGGAGGGUUAAAUGUGUCAUUUUCUGUGUAUUUAUCCAAAGGUGUCUUAGCGUUCCCCAAGGAUAGAAAAGAGAGAGAAAGAAAAAAAGUCUACUUUGGUAAAGACGUUGAGAUGCUUGUUACAUCUGCGUCUGGUGUCCUUAUACCACCAUUAGAAGGCCAAUUACGAUCUGGUUGGUAUGAAUAAAACAUCACCUCAGAACAAGCUUAUAGGCUGAAAAAUAGUUGAUGAUACUUUCUGAAUUCAGACGAACCCUAUGAUCCAUGUUAACAUAUCGAGCCGCAGCUUUUUCAAAGUGAAAAGAAGGUCACACUUAAAGAAUAAGAACAGUUCAUCUGUUUUGACGACACC